AUGCCUCGUCGUCCCACGAAGCGACAGCGCUACAUGCCCAAGAAAGGCCGUCCGACCCUAACAGAGACCCAGGGCCUCGUGGGUGCACAGGACCCUGGGGCGACAGAGGAGGUUGCUUCCUCCUCCUCCUCCACAUCCUCUGCCUCCUCCACGUCCUCGUCCUCCCCCUCCUCGUCCUCCCCCUCCUCUUUCUCUUGCUUUGCUUAUAUAUCAAGCGGUGAGGAAGAGGUUUCUAUGGUUUCACCCACCCCAGGUCCCCUCCAGGGCCCUGAGCGUGCCUGCCCCUCCCCCACUGCCUCUGCCUCCGUGCCAUCCACACAAUCCGAUGGUGGCUCCGGCAGCACAGUGGAGGCGGGUCUGGGCACUUCACAGGUCCCUCCAGAAGGCAGAUCCGUUACCAGUAUCGUGAUUAACGACAAGACAGCUCAGCUGGUGGCCUUCCUGCUCCUCAAGUACCUUGCCGUGGAGCCGACCACGAGGGUGAAGAUGCUGGAGGUGCUGGGCCAGGAUCACGAGGACCAGUUUCCUGUGAUCUUCAGCUGCGUCUCUGAGUGCUUGCAGCUGGCCUUUGGCAUCGACGUGAAGGAAGGGGAUCCCAGCGACCACUCCUACAUCCUGGUCACAGCCCCGGGCCUCACCUACCGCGGGCAGCUGAGCUAUGAGCAGAGCCUGCCCAAAAGCGGCCUCCUGCUGUCUCUCCUGACCUUAAUCUUCAUGGAGGGUGGCUCAGUCCCUGAGGGAAAGGUGUGGCAAAUGCUGAUUGUCAUGGGGAUAUUUCCCGGGAGGGAGCACUUCAUCUUCGGGGACCCCAGGAAGCUCAUCAUUGGGGUCUGGGUGAAGGAGCAGUACCUGGAGUACCAGCAGGUGCCCGACAGCAAUCCAGCUCGCUUCCACCUGCGCUGGGGCCACAGGGCACACAUGGAGACCGACGCGGUGGAAGUCCUGGAGUUUAUGGCCAAGGUGAAAGAUAGCACCACUAAUCCCUGUCUUCCCUGGUAUGAGGAGGCUGUGAGAGAUCAGGAAGGGCCAGGCCAGGCUAGCAUUGCCGCCGCAGAUGAUCCUGCCGCCGUGGCCGGUGCAAGUUCUAGUGGAACGUCCCCUGGCUUCUGCCCUGAGUGA
This is a messenger RNA of Manis pentadactyla (Chinese pangolin), 1119 nucleotides long. Its product is annotated as melanoma-associated antigen 10-like. Lineage: Eukaryota; Metazoa; Chordata; Mammalia; Pholidota; Manidae. The coding region runs from base 1 to 1119 and encodes 372 amino acids. The record is from RefSeq and is a predicted model, not a curated record. Gene Ontology annotation, biological process: negative regulation of transcription by RNA polymerase II. The transcript has a single exon. Gene Ontology annotation, cellular component: nucleus.